AUGAGAAAAAAGAAAAGUGGAGAAGAAAGAAACAAUGAGUAUAAGAAAGGUUUGUGGACAGUUGAAGAAGACAAGAUCCUCAUGGAUUAUGUCAAAGCUCAUGGCAAAGGCCAUUGGAACCGCAUUUCCAAAAAAACCGGUUUGAAGAGAUGUGGAAAAAGUUGUAGAUUAAGAUGGAUGAAUUAUCUUAGCCCAAACGUGAAGAGAGGCCAUUUCACCGACCAAGAAGAAGAUCUUAUCAUUAGACUCCACAAAUUGCUUGGUAACAGGUGGUCUUUGAUAGCUAAAAGAGUUCCAGGUCGAACGGACAAUCAAGUGAAGAACUAUUGGAAUACACAUCUAAGUAAAAAAAUUGAAAUCAAAGAUCAAACAUUCAAACCCAUCAAUAAUCAGAUGGUCAAUUUGGCAGAUGCAUCCGAAAUUUUUUUAUCGAAUGUGAAAUUUGAUAAUAAAAAUGUUCUUGGAGAUGAUAUAUUGCUUAUGAGCGAAGGGCUUGAUCUUCUUCAUCAAGGCAAUAACUAUACGAGUUCAUCACUUUGGGGUCAUCAUGAGGAUGCUUUUGAGCUCAGCACACUCACCUACAUGAUGGAUUUCAUUGAUGGACGUUGUUAUUAA
This is a messenger RNA of Arabis nemorensis, 615 nucleotides long. NCBI's taxonomy places the organism in Eukaryota, Viridiplantae, Streptophyta, Magnoliopsida, Brassicales, Brassicaceae. The record is from the annotation of a GenBank genome assembly.